AUGAAGGGUGGUAAGGCAGUGGGACCAGAUAGCAUACCGGUGGAUGCGUGGAGGAUCUUAGAAAUGGUAGUGACAUGGCUUACCAGAUUGUUUAACAAAUUCCUUGUAGGUGAAAAGAUGCCGGAAGAGUGGAGAAAAAGUGUGUUAGUGCCGAUUUUAAGAACAAGGGUGAUGUGCAGAGCGCAGCAGCUACACAGAGGUACUACAGAUGCAAUAUUUGCUUUGAGAAUGUUGAGAAGAAGUCCAGAGAAGAUGAGAUUAGACGAGUCUCCGUGGACAAUGAUGCUUGCAGAUGACACUGUCUUAAGUGGUGAGAGCCGGGAGGAAUCUGAGGAGGAGCUGGGAAGAUGA
Penaeus vannamei (Pacific white shrimp) is the source of this 351-nucleotide messenger RNA. The record is from RefSeq and is a predicted model, not a curated record. NCBI's taxonomy places the organism in Eukaryota, Metazoa, Arthropoda, Malacostraca, Decapoda, Penaeidae.